AUGAUCAUUGACGGGGAGAAGUACGCCUGCGAGGCCUGCGUUCGGGGUCACCGUGUUAGCAAUUGCCAACACUCUGAUCGUCCCCUUCAGCAUAUCAACAAGAAGGGCCGCCCCGUCUCCCAAUGUCAACAUUGUCGCUCAAUGCGCAAGUCGCGCUCUGCCCACAUUAAGUGCGACUGCGGCGAGAAGACAAGCAAAUGCGCCCACCUGCAACCCACGGUUGAGGGUCAUCGAGAAACCUGCUGCUGCAACCAUGGUGGUCGUUGUACCUGUAGCCACAAGAAGGAGCCAGCCCUCGACACCGUACCCGAAUCCGACUCCGACAAGGAAGCUAUUGCUCCUCGACCGAAGCCGCCCAUUCGUAGACGUCGCGCGAACACGGUUCACUCUGAUGGCAUGUUGACCUUCGACGAGCACGGCCAUCACAAGCCCGCUCACAAACACAACAAGGCCUCUCAGAAGUGCGGGCCCUACCAACUCAACCGUGUGAACUCCCUACAUAGCACCAGCAGUCUGGGUAGCCACUCCCCUGAGCGCAUCAGCGACAACCCUCUCAAGGACCCCGUGACUGGCCGUGUUGCGCCCGUCCGCCAACAGCGACUUGUCAAGUCCGAAGCCGCCUCUCCCUUGAUGAGAGGCUCUUCUAGUUUCCAGCAGCUCAACAACCAGCUACCGCCGCUUGAUCUGUCCGGCAUCGAGUACCCGUCAUAUGUGCCCAAUGGCUCUUUUGACCUGUUUGGAGGCUCUGGAAUGUCGGAUCACGAUGCGCCCAUCUUCAGCGCCGGACUGAGCGCUGCUUCAGUGGACUGGAGCCAUAUCGAUCUCACAGACAGGACGGACAAGUUUGCUCCCUCAAGUUACAGCCAGGCCGGUGCGCAGAGCUUCAAUGGCAUGUUCGAUUUCGGUACCGGCUCCGAGCCGGCCCCCACACUGGCAGCGACAACCUCGACGUCAGGUGAAGUCUCCGAGGUUGAGGACAACUUCAUCGCAGGCGACAGCGAUUACGACGGCUUUGGUACUGGAAGCAGCAGCUUCAUCCACCCGGCAAGUUACCUUGCUACCGGCGCGGAUCUCAGCACGAUUGAUUACGAUAGCUUUGCCAAAUCAUCGAGCAACAAAUUCAUGACGGCACCCUCUUCGUUUGACGAUGGCGGCCCUAUUGCUGGUGGGUCCCUUACGUUUGACGAUGACCCGGCAUUCUGGGGCCAACAGUUCAAUGACGGCAUCGCCACUUACCAGGAGUCUCCGGACGGCCUGCCGCAGUUCCACGCCGAUUCUUGGACCUUGCAAUGA
This is a messenger RNA of Colletotrichum spaethianum, 1293 nucleotides long. RefSeq names its product copper resistance protein CRF1. The record is from RefSeq and is a predicted model, not a curated record. The transcript is spliced from 3 exons. Lineage: Eukaryota; Fungi; Ascomycota; Sordariomycetes; Glomerellales; Glomerellaceae. Gene Ontology annotation, molecular function: DNA-binding transcription factor activity, RNA polymerase II-specific; copper ion binding; RNA polymerase II cis-regulatory region sequence-specific DNA binding. Gene Ontology annotation, biological process: intracellular copper ion homeostasis; positive regulation of transcription by RNA polymerase II; intracellular iron ion homeostasis. Gene Ontology annotation, cellular component: nucleus. Bases 1 to 1293 code for a protein of 430 amino acids.